CUCAGGUGUGCUGAGGGCCUCGGUAGCUCACCUGCUAAAGUGUUUGGUGGGUGUGCGGCAGCCUCUGUCCACGUGAUCUGCACCGGAGGUGGCAGGCGUAGGCCGGACUCGGGGAGACCCAGGGCACCUAGAGAUGGACUCAGUGGCCUUUGAGGAUGUGGCUGUGAAGUUCACUCUGGAGGAGUGGUCUUUACUGGAUCCUUCACAGAAGAAACUCUACAGAGAUGUGAUGAGGGAAACCUUCAGGAACCUGGCCUCCAUAGGUAAAAGAUGGGAAGAACAUGACAUUGAAGAUCAGUACAAAAACCAGAGGAGAAAAUUAAGAAAUCCAAUGGUAGAGAAAUUCUGUGAAAGUAAAGAGGUUAGUCAUUAUGGAGAAAACUUCAGCCUUAUUUCAAAUCUCAGUCUGAACAAAAAAACCACCAGAGUGAAACAACACGAAUGCAGAGUAUGUGGAAAAGUCUUUGUAUUUCAGUCAUUGCUUAGUAAGCACUACAGAUGUCACACUGGACAAAAAACAUAUGAAUUUCAAAAAGAUGCAAAGAAGCCAUAUAAAUGUAAAGAAUGUGAUAAAGCCUUUAGUUAUCUAAACUGGUUGGAAAAACAUGAAAGAACCCACAAUGGAGGAAAUCCUUAUGAAUGUAAAAUAUGUGGUAAAGUCUUCAGGUCUUCCAGAAAUGUUAAAGUACACAGAAUAACGCACACUGGAGAGAAACCCUAUGAAUGUAAAAUAUGCAGUAUAGCAUUUAGUUAUCUCAGUAAUCUUCGAAGACAUGGAAGAACUCACACUGGAGAGAAACCUUAUGAAUGUAAAAUAUGUGCUAAAGUCUACAGAGACCACUGGUCUUUUCAAAUACAUGAAAGAGUUCAUACUGGAGAGAAGCCCUAUGAAUGUAAGAAAUGUGGUAAAGCCUACAUAUCUUACAGGUCCUUAAAGAGACACAAAAGUUCUCACACUGCAGAGAAAUCGCAUAAAUGUAAAAUUUGUAGCACAGCAUUUUGGUAUCCAAGUGAACUUCGAAGACAUGAAAGAAGUCACACUGGAGAGAAACCCUAUGAAUGUAAAAUAUGUAGCAUAGCAUUUAGGUAUCUCGGUGAUCUUCGAAUACAUGGAAGAACUCACACUGGAGAGAAACCCUAUAAGUGUAAAAUAUGUAGCAAAGCAUUCACUUAUUCCAGUUCACUUCCAAAACAUAAAAAAGUACAUGCUGGAGAGAAACUCUAUGAAUGUAAAAAUGUAGUAAAGCCGACAAGCAUCACCGUUCCUUAAAAGCCCAGGAAAGUGCUCACACUGGAGAGAAACCCUAUGAAUGUAAACAGUGUGGCAGUCUAUAGGUAGCACUGUUCCCAAAAAACUCAUGGAAGCAUUCAACCACAGGGAAGCCCAUAAAUGUAAAAUACGUAGUGAAGCGUUGAAGUGUCUUGGUUAUAUCUGAAGACAGGAGACAACUCACCCUGGAAAGAAAUGCUUUGAAUAUAAAGAGUGUGGCAUAGCCUACAGAUAUCAAAGUUUCUUAUCAAGACACAAAAGGACUCGUACUGGAGAGAAACCCUGUGAAUAUAUGCAAUGCGAUAAAGCCUACACAGAUCCCAGUUCCUUACAAAGACACCAAAGAGCUCAUACUGGAGAGAGACCCUGUGAAUGAAAACAAUGUGGAAAAGUCUACAGAGAUCCCAGUUUGUUACAAAGACCUGAAAGAGCUCAUACUAGAGAGAAACCCUGUGAAUAUAAGAAAGGUAGAAAGCCUUUAUUGAGAUCACACAAACUUUUGAAGACACAUGACAGUGCACACUGAAGAAAAAUUAUAGAAAUGUGCAGAAUUUGGGAAACGCUUCAGUUAUAAUAGAUUCUAUCAAAAGCAUGAAAGGACUCACUAGAUUAAUAUUCUUGAAUGUAUACAGUAUGGGAAAGACUUGAAUUGAUCCACAUUCUUACAUGUGAAAACUCCCGCACAAAAAUAAACGUGUUAACAUGAGAAAGCUUGAUGCAAAUUAAUCCUAUAUAAUAAAGAGCUAAUAUGGAAAUGGUCGUCGCGCCAUCAUGCUGGGGG
Messenger RNA from Myotis lucifugus (little brown bat), 2051 nucleotides. RefSeq names its product zinc finger protein 564-like. Gene Ontology annotation, biological process: regulation of transcription by RNA polymerase II. Bases 134 to 1270 code for a protein of 378 amino acids. The transcript has 4 exons. Gene Ontology annotation, cellular component: nucleus. The record is from RefSeq and is a predicted model, not a curated record. Gene Ontology annotation, molecular function: RNA polymerase II transcription regulatory region sequence-specific DNA binding; DNA-binding transcription factor activity, RNA polymerase II-specific. NCBI's taxonomy places the organism in Eukaryota, Metazoa, Chordata, Mammalia, Chiroptera, Vespertilionidae.